ACAAACUUCAGUUUCCUGUUGGAAAAGUCUGUCUCACAGUGAGAUAGAGACUGUAGAUAUUGAGACUGCAGCUCAUGAAGAUUUGACUGGGUGAGUCAAAAUAUGGCAGCACUGAGGACACUGAGUGUCUGUGUUUCAGGCAGAUUUAUUUGUUAUUAUUUUGUGACUGUGGUGUUUGAAAAUAACAACUAACUAGUACCAGAGGUUAUUCAUUUAAAAUGUUCGUAUUAUUGAUUACAGGAGGUAGACAAUGUAUUUAUAUAUGAUUCUGUUCUGAUUUUCCUUUCUUUACAUUUGUGUAUAUGGAAUUUAAAAGUAAUAGUAAAGUGGGGUCGCACAUGAAAAAGUGCAUUUCCAUGUUCUUUCUUGUAGUUUGCAAAGUCAAAUAAAACAUAUUUCAGACAAAGUACAAAGUCAUCACAGAGUAAAUUUGAUGUAUUUUAUGCCACGAGACGAAAAUGCGUCUGCGGUCCCUUUAAAUCUGAAGCCCCGCCCACUCCACUGAGCCACGUCAUUUUGAAGUACAAACAAACAUGGCGUCGCCCGUCAGCGGCGCGGCGCUUGUGACUGUUCUUGCGCUGAUUGCGUCGCUUGCUGCGCUGUUUUCAGGCGUGUCUGCGCCACUCGUGUGUGUCACGCUGGUAACCGCGCUGCUGCCGCUGCUGUUGACGCUGUGGCUGCGCUGUUUGCGGCGGCGGGACUGCGGGACAGAGCGGCGGGUGUGUGUGCUGGUGCUCGGGGACGUCGGCCGCAGUCCGCGGAUGCAGUAUCACGCGCUGUCCCUCAGUAAACACGGAUUUAAUGUGACCUUCGUCGGGUUUGUCGACUCCAAACCUCACCAGGACGUGCUGAGAGAGGAAAGAAUCAGGAUUGUUCCCAUAACAGAGGUGAAAAGUGUUGGAGUGGGACCAAAGCUGCUCACGUAUGUGACGAAGGUGACGGUCCAGUGUCUGCAGCUUCUGUCUGUGCUGCUGAGGAUGGAGCUCCAGUCUUAUGUUCUGCUGCAGAAUCCUCCUGGUCUGCCCAGUAUCGCCGUGGCCUGGUUCGUGUGCGUCCUGCGCGGCAGCAGAUUCAUCAUCGACUGGCACAACUACGGCUACACCAUCAUGGCCCUGAGUCACGGCUGGAGACACCCAGUGGUCCGGCUGGCCAAGUGGUACGAGCACUUCUUUGGUCCUCUGGCUGCUCACCACCUGUGCGUCACCACCGCCAUGAAGGACGACCUGCAGAGAAACUGGGGCAUCAAGGCGACGACAGUGUAUGACAGACCGGCCUCCAUCUUCAGAGAGACUCCGGUGAAGCUACAGCACGAGCUCUUCAUGAGACUCGCCCACAUUUAUCCUCAGUUCCAGCACAGAGGGUGUGACGGUGAUGCGGAGGCGGAGAAGACAAUCUUCUCUGUGCGUGACCUCACUGAUGACUCGGUGACGUUGAGGGCGGAGCGACCGGCGCUGCUGCUCAGCAGCACCAGCUGGACCGAGGAUGAGGACUUCUCCAUUCUGCUGAGCGCUCUCGAAGAUUACGAAGGUUUGGUCAGUGGAGGAGCUUCUCUGCCGUCGUUGGUUUGUGUCAUCACAGGUAAAGGUCCUCAGAAGGAACACUACAGGAAGCUGAUCGACGCUCUGCAUUUCCAGCACGUGAAGAUCUGCACUCCUUGGCUGGAGCCGGAGGAUUAUCCUCUUUUAUUAGGGGCAGCAGAUCUGGGCGUUUGUCUCCACAAGUCGUCCAGCGGCCUGGACCUGCCCAUGAAGGUGGUGGACAUGUUCGGCUGCUGUCUGCCUGUCUGUGCCGUCCACUUCCACUGUUUACAUGAGCUGGUGAAGCACGAGGAGAACGGCCUGAUCUUCGCAGACUCUCAGGAGCUCGCUGAGCAGCUCAAGUCUCUGCUGUCGGAGUUUCCCGCCUCAACAGGACGACUGGGUUUGUUCAGGAAGAACCUCCGCACCAGCAGGGGGCGCUGCUGGGAUGACAACUGGGACCAGAACGUCCUGCCUCUCAUCACCGCUGCUUCCAGAUAAACAAACAUCUCAGACUGGUGCGAGACGGUCUGAUCCAGAUCAUGUGAUCGAUGACGAUGGAUUAUGUUUUGUAUAAAAGAGACUUGGACGUGAUGUACGUGUGUAAAUAAAACAUUUAUUGUGCGACA
This is a messenger RNA of Solea senegalensis (Senegalese sole), 2146 nucleotides long. RefSeq names its product ALG1 chitobiosyldiphosphodolichol beta-mannosyltransferase (gene alg1). Lineage: Eukaryota; Metazoa; Chordata; Actinopteri; Pleuronectiformes; Soleidae. Gene Ontology annotation, molecular function: mannosyltransferase activity. Gene Ontology annotation, cellular component: endoplasmic reticulum. The record is from RefSeq and is a predicted model, not a curated record. The transcript is spliced from 13 exons. The coding region runs from base 534 to 2018 and encodes 494 amino acids.